This is a messenger RNA of Nelumbo nucifera (sacred lotus), 3038 nucleotides long. RefSeq names its product putative serine/threonine-protein kinase WNK6. Gene Ontology annotation, molecular function: protein kinase activity; ATP binding. Gene Ontology annotation, biological process: protein phosphorylation. The record is from RefSeq and is a predicted model, not a curated record. Lineage: Eukaryota; Viridiplantae; Streptophyta; Magnoliopsida; Proteales; Nelumbonaceae.
AGUAAUCUCAUGCGCAAUGGACGGCUCAGAUGCUAGAGAGGGGCCUUACGUGAUUAUGGUGAGGGCGACGUAGCACCAUUCUGUUUUUUUUUUUUUUCGAAAGCCCACGUACCACCCCGUUCGGAAAAGGAAAAUUUGCUGUUGCAUUGCUGCCAUGCCUCUACGAAGGAGAGAUGGAACGAAAAUUUGUCUGGGGGAGAAGGAGCAGGGAGAGAAAGAGCGCUGCUUUGCUGUUUCAGACAGGAGGUUAUGAUCGGUUCAGGGGCACAUCUGUAUUCGUUCCUUAAUUAGUGUUAGGGUUUCUUCUCGCCUCUUCAUGGAUCUUAAUUUCGCGAGAAUAAAACCAGGAAGGAAUUGCGUUUGAAGUUUCGGAUAUUGGCUUUGGUCAGUAUGGAGGGGGUGGAAGAGAGCUCAGGCCAUCCCGAGCCUCCAGACCCUGAUGCUAUUGAAAUUGAUCCAACUAAUCGAUAUAUCCGGUAUAAAGAAGUUUUGGGGAAAGGAGCUUACAAGACUGUCUACAAGGCGUUUGAUGAAGUUGAUGGAAUUGAAGUAGCUUGGAAUCAAGUUCGGAUUGAUGAUGUGUUACAGUCACCAGAAGACUUGGAAAGGCUUUACUCUGAAGUACACCUCUUGAAAUCUCUGAAACAUAACAACAUAAUAAGAUUUUACAAUUCAUGGAUUGAUGACCGGAAUAAGACCAUCAAUAUUAUUACUGAAUUGUUUACCUCGGGUAGCUUAAGACAGUACCGCAAGAAACACAAAAAGGUUGAUAUGAAGGCAGUGAAGGGGUGGGCAAGACAGAUUUUGACAGGUUUGAGCUAUUUACAUGGCCAUGAGCCACCUAUCAUACAUAGGGAUCUGAAGUGUGAUAAUAUCUUUAUUAAUGGUAACCAUGGCGAAGUUAAGAUUGGAGAUCUGGGAUUGGCAACUGUGAUGCAACAUGCUAAUGCACGAAGUGUGAUUGGAACACCUGAGUUUAUGGCACCUGAGCUUUAUGAAGAAGAUUACAAUGAGUUGGUCGAUAUAUAUUCUUUUGGGAUGUGUAUGUUAGAGAUGGUUACCUUCGAAUAUCCUUACAGUGAAUGUAAAAACUCUGCUCAAAUAUAUAAGAAAGUCUCAUCUGGAAUAAAACCUGCUUCCCUCUCUAAGGUGAAAGAUCCAGAAAUGAAAUUGUUUAUAGAGAAGUGUUUGGUUCCGGCAGCUCAAAGAUUGCCGGCAAAAGUGCUCUUGAAAGAUCCAUUUCUUCAAGUGGAUGGUUUUGCCAGGAAUUCUCCAUUACUACUUCCUGAUAUUGUUCCACCCAGAUCAGGGGCAUUUGGGGAUCGUUGUGUGCUCUCGGUGGAGCCUACUAGUAUGCAGAAAUCACCUCUUCCCAUGGAGGUGGAUGCUGAUGAUAUUGGUGAACCACCUGUCAUCACAUUUAUUGAGAAUUCUGUUGAUGGGGGUUCUCAUAGUCCAUGUCUGGAGGUUCAAAGGACAAAUAGGGGCAAUUAUUUCAAGUUGAAAGGAGAGAGGAGUGAUGAGAACUCUGUAUCACUAAUCCUAAGGAUUGCAGAUCAGAGUGGUGAACAUAAGGGGCGAGUGAGGAAUAUACAUUUCCUAUUUUAUCUCAACAGCGACACAGCCCUUUCAGUUUCUAGUGAAAUGGUUGAGCAAUUGGAACUAGCUGAUCAGAAUGUUAUGUUUAUAGCUGAGUUGAUUGAUUUGUUGUUGAUAAACUUGAUACCCAAUUGGAAACCUUGUGUUCCUGUUGAUCAGCUGGUUCCUCCAAAUGGGACCCAAAACCCAGAAGACCGUAGCAAGGAUCAAUUACUUGAAUAUGGACAAAGCUCAGCUGGAUCAUUCCAAAAUGGUCUGGUAGUUCCCAACCUAUUGAGCCUACCAUCUUUCCGUGAUUCUUUUUUUGUCAAAGGAUCUACUCAGCCAAUGCAUGAAGUUCAUGACCAUGGAAAUCUUGAUGAAACCAUGUCUCAUGCUGAUUUUGGCUUCCAAAAUUCACCCAUGGCAGAUGACCGAAGUUCUGGGGUUUCAUUUAUUUCUGCAUUCUCUACUGAAGGAAAUGGAAAGAAUUGCUCCUUCACAAGGUGCAUGACUGCAGAGUCUGGGUUUAUGGAUUUUACUGAAUAUGAGAUGAAAAGAGAAGUUCUAGAAUCUCUUUCUGGAGUUGAAAUAGGUCCACCUCUUGAUGACAAAACUGCUAUCAACACAGGCAGCGAUAACUUGCCAACCUUUUCAAGUAAUCCAAGCAAUUCUUCCUCAGCGGUUUUAGCUGAUGACGAUGAUGAGGAGGAAAUAAGAAUGGAGUUGGAGGUGAUUGAAUUGCAAUACCAGGAAGCAAUAAAGGACAUAUCUAAGAAAAGGCUUGAGGCUAUUAUGGAGGCUAGAAAGAGGUUGUCACAGAAGAAGAUAGCAUCAAUUGAAUGAUCUGAUACUUUAGUUAUUUGUUUUGUUGUUCUUCCUUUCAAAUGUAGAAAACCCGUUCAUGGAGGAGAGUUUAUCUUGUCACAAAUUCAUAUUCCUUCUUGUAUAUAAAUUUCACCUUGAGAAAAUCUUAGUGUCUGAUUUAUUGCACAGAGGAUAUACUGUGAUUAGGAUAAGCUGUCAAACCUUCUUUAGGAGAAUUAAUAGUGUCUUUGAGAACAAAACCUUCUUUCUUCUAUGCUAUCAAUCACUAAUAAUAUGAUUUGAUCAUGUGAAAUUCAAAUUGUGCCAAUAGUGGGUUUGCCAUUGGAAAUUGGGCGUUUGUCAUUUCCUUUUUUUAUUUCCUCCCCCUUCCCUGAAAAACAAUUAUUAGGUUUGUGACAUGUAAAACAUCUGAUGAGAAAAACAGAUGGAAGUAGAAACUAUGACAUAAGAAAUUCUAUCUGACCAGUUUCUUCUUGAAAGGUGGCCCUGUUGGUUUGCACAUACUAUUUAAUUCUCACUUAUGAUGCUAUUUUUAUGCUUGAAGGACUCUAGAAGAAUAAACUUACAGCUGAGUUGUCAGGAUUCAAAUGGAUCUUUUCCAAGAAUGUGGAAGUUGAGUUGUUCUCAAGGAC